CCCGCUAGUACAUAACGACAUCCUGUUACUCCAACCAUCUCUACACCAACUAUCCCUGCCUCACGAUCUCACAUCACCAUGUCGCGUCGGAGGAGUGACCUUGUCUUCGGUUUCCUAGCCAACGAAGUGUGGCUCCUGGAACGAGCAAAAGCCUACGGCAUCGUCACCGAUCUUCCACCAAAUGCAAUAGAAUCAUAUAAAUCCAAGAAUUAUACCGACGCAGACCUCGCCGAGUGCCAGUGGUACCAUCGCUCGCUGGCCAUGCUCAACUACGUCAGACAGGAGAUCAUCCUGGCGGUCGCGAUACCUGAUCUCGAGCUACGGGCAGUCUGGGUCGGGGAAGACGCGUGCCUUCGGUGUUUCUCGUUACCGCUCGAAUACGCGUCCAAGCGCUCUCGCACCCCGGAGAUGGUUGAGCAGAUGAAGCUACUCGCGAAGCUCAUCGAGACUAAGUUCCCGCCGUCGUUGUUUUGUGCCGUCUCUGCGCCACUCCCGCCCGACAUGAAAGGCCACAAGAUUCCCCCGCAGCUCGCCAAUCACCGUAUCAAGGAUCUACCAAGUUUCUAGACUCCCAUUGCUCGGGCUUGUCUUAAACUUCAUUUCAAAACUUCUCCCGCCUCGUUCGUGUUGCCGUGUCGUCG
Molecule: messenger RNA, 641 nt
Organism: Stereum hirsutum FP-91666 SS1
Lineage: Eukaryota; Fungi; Basidiomycota; Agaricomycetes; Russulales; Stereaceae
Exons: 2
Coding region: 79-567 (162 amino acids)
Source: RefSeq, a predicted model, not a curated record